GCGGGGAUGUAAGACCAUAAUUAACGACCCACGUGAACUCUUGGAGCGCAGGGUGGGAGGGUUUUAUACGUAACCGUCAUCUCAACCCAAGCAGUACCACUACUUACUCGAUGGCCACCGCACUUCGCCAUUGUCUUUUUAAACUCGCCGUCACCGCCGAGUCGGCUCCGCUUGACGAGCCAAAGAAGAAGAAGAAUGAAACGGCGUUCAAGGAGACGAAGCAGGUUUUCGUGGACUACGAUAGCGGCAAGCACGAAGUCUUCACCAGGGUGAGCGGGCUCCGCAAGGAUGACAUUCCCCAGCGCUAUCGCUUGCGAGUAGAAGGCAGACGCUUCCAGAAGGAUUGGACGGUGUCUGAGGUGGUGGACAUGGUUUUGAUGCUGAAUCUCUCGGAGGAUAUCGAGGGACUCCUGAAUCGCUGGGCUGGACGCUUUGCUCGGAAGAAUUUCCCGGUGCUUAUUAGGGAGUUGGUUCGAACGGGAUCUAUUGAGCACUGUAAUGCAGCGUUCCGUUGGAUGAAAAAUCAGAAAAAUUACUGUGCUCGAACUGAUAUAUAUAAUAUGAUGAUAAGGUUAAAUGCUAGGCAUAAUCGAACGGACCAGGCGCGUGGAUUUUUUUUUGAGAUGCAAGAAUGGAGGUGCAAGCCUGAUGCUGAGACUUACAAUGCUCUUAUCAAUGCUCAUGGGCGAGCAGGACAAUGGCGCUGGGCUUUGAAUAUCAUGGAAGACAUGCUACGUGCAGCUAUUCCACCAACCCGAUCAACAUAUAACAACUUGAUCAAUGCUUGUGGAUCUAGUGGAAAUUGGAAAGAAGCUCUUAAUGUUUGCAAGAAAAUGACAGACAAUGGAAUUGGGCCUGAUCUUGUUACUCACAAUAUUGUGUUAUCUGCAUUUAAAAGUGGGGCUCAGUAUGCAAAAGCUUUGUCUUAUUUUGAACUAAUGAAGGGAACCAACAUUCAUCCGAACACAAUUACGCUUAAUAUUGUGAUCCAUUGUCUAAUAAAGCUUCAACAAUAUGAGAAAGCUGUUGUUAUUUUCAAUUCCAUGAAGGAAAAGAGGUCAGAAUGUCACCCUGAUGUUGUAACAUUCACAAGUAUCAUUCACUUGUAUUCUAUGUGUGGGCAAGUUGAAAAUUGUGAGGCUGUGUUCAAUACAAUGCUGGCAGAAGGGCUAAAACCUAAUAUUGUCUCAUAUAAUGCAUUAAUUGGUGCAUAUGCCGCUCAGGGAAUGGACAAUAAAGCAGAGUUAGUUUUUAAUGAGAUUAAGCAAACUGGUCUGUGCCCAGAUAUUGUCUCCUAUACAUCUCUGCUUAAUGCUUAUGGAAGAUCUCAAAAACCCCAAAAGGCAAGGGAAGUAUUUGAAAUGAUGAAAAAAAACAACUGCAAGCCGAACCUUGUUAGCUACAAUGCACUGAUUGAUGCUUAUGGAUCUGGUGGUUUGUUAGCAGAAGCUGUUGAACUCUUGCGUGAGAUGGAGCAAGAUGGAAUUCAGCCAAAUGUUGUCUCAAUAUGCACUCUCUUGGCAGCAUGUGGACAAUGCAAUAAGAAGGUGAAGAUUGAUACAGUGCUUUCAGCAGCUCAGAUGCGAGGCAUUGAACUAAACACAAUUGCAUAUAAUUCAGCAAUUGGAAGCUACAUGAAUGUGGCAGAAUAUGACAAAGCUGUAGGCUUGUAUAAUUCUAUGAGGAAGAAAAAAGUUAAGCCUGAUUCUGUUACCUUCACUGUGCUGAUUAGUGGUUGUUGUAAGAUGUCAAGAUAUAGUGAGGCAAUCUCUUUUUGGGAAGAGAUGAUGCAUCUUAAACUUCCUUUGUCCAAAGAGGUCUAUUCAUCCGUCAUGUGUGCUUAUAGCAAACAGGGUCAACUCACAGAAGUAGAAUCUACAUUUGACUUGAUGAAAAAGUCUGCUUAUUACCCUGAUGUGGUUACAUAUACUGCAAUGGUUCAUGCAUACAGUGCUGCUGGUCAUUGGGAAAAAGCAUUUGCACUUUCUGAAGAAAUGGUUAAAAAUGACAUCAAACUAGAUACUAUUGCUUGUGCUGCUCUGAUGAGAGCUUUUAAUGAAGGAGGCCAACCCAGAAGGGCUCUGAAUCUGGCAGAAAGUAUGAGAGAAAAAGAGAUUCCAUUUACUGAUGCCAUUAUCUUUGAAUUGGUAUCUGCAUGUAGCUUGCUACGUGAUUGGAGGAUAGCUGAUGAACUGAUUAUUUAUAUAGAGCCCUUACUUCCUGUAGCUUCAGUUGGACUUAUUAAUCAGUUCCUGCAUUUUUUAGGAAAAAGUGGAAAGACUGAGACCAUGAUGAAGUUGUUCUACAAAAUGGUUGCAUCAGGUGCUGACGUUAGCUUUAAUACUUAUUCUGUUUUACUGAAGAACCUCUUAUCCUCUGGGAAUUGGAGGAAGGGCAUAGAGAUCCUGCAAUGGAUGGAAGAUGCAGGAGUUCAUCCAUCAUAUGAAAUGUACUGUGAUAUAUCUUCAUUUGCACGGAAAAGCUGUGGAGCUGAAAGUGCUGCUAUCAUUAAAGAAAGACUUGUUCUCUUAGCAGGCCUUUUACGUGUUACUGGUGUUGAUGGGUUCAAAAUAUUGGGUCUUUCUUGAACUAUUGAUCUAUUGAUUAGAAGAAAAUUUAGUUUGGAUGUUGCUAUAACAAAGUUCAAAUCACAAUAGACUUGUACAGUCAAGUUUUGUAAGUUCUUCUCUCUCUCUCUCUCUCUCUCAAAUUGAGCUAUUUAAAGGUAUCUACGCCUGCUAAUAUUUUCAACUAGUGGUAGUUUGUGUUUUUGUUUUCUUAAUUACCAAAACUGAAGAGAGAUAGUAUUUUACAAGACUAUAAUUGUCUUCUUUGACCAUGCCUUUGUUGGUUUUUAUUUGUCUGUUUUAGAUGUUUUUUACUUAAUUGUCUGUCAAGUUAGAGCUUGGUAAGACUGUCAUGGCGUUAAGAGAUUCUUUUGACUUAAAAUUUAUUUCGGUCAUAAACUUGUACAGAAUCCUUGAAAAGGAAAUUUAGGGAUCAAACGUCCACAAGCCAAUCUUCUGGGUCUCGUCUGUUAACUUGAUCGCUGAUCAUGGAACAGUUUUACGUCACCACAACCUGUGUUUCUAGCCUUCCGCAAGAAUUGCAUUUGAAAGAUUAAAGAUUAUCAGUCUGUUAGAUAUGAAGUUAAUUUAGAAUAUACCUGCCAUUUAUUUAUCAUGAUAGUGGAAGGAGUCACCACAAGGAAAGUUAUCGGGGUUUGUUUUUUUGUUAUAGUAAUUUUGACCUGCGCUGUCUGUAUGCAAGUUUCUCAACUGCAUUGAUGUACAGCUAGUAAAAUGGAAGUUUUGGCAUAGCACCUAAGAAUAAACUUGGUCAUUUUGUUGUCUGUCUGGCUUGAACCACACUUGAGACUUCUUGUAGCCCAUACUAGAUUUUACUCUCCAUGCGUAGGAAGAGAGAUAUGGAAUGAGUGACAUUCCAUUAUUGAGCUGCAGCCAAGAGUAUAUUGAUGUUCCAAAGCGGCUUUGGGAAGCUUCCGUUCUUUGCAGAGGUUCACCAACCACAAAUUGGCCGCCUCAGAGGGCUGGCUGUCCACGUCAGAAAUUAGACAGUUAUGGUGGAUAGGGUUGAAAGCUGUCGCUGACAUGCUUUGCAAGAAAAUGAAAGAUAAAGGGAAUUAAUUUCAACGAGAGAGAAAUGAUCGCUUCCGCCGGGAAGAUUUCAUUUUUGGUUUUUGUAUCUAAAAAGCCUUAUGGUGUAAUCAUGUGGCUCUUUGAACCUCAAGGAACGCGCUUAAUUUUAAUCAAGCACUAGCAUUGAUGUGUAA
Prosopis cineraria is the source of this 3793-nucleotide messenger RNA. RefSeq names its product pentatricopeptide repeat-containing protein At2g41720. Gene Ontology annotation, molecular function: protein binding. The transcript has 10 exons. The record is from RefSeq and is a predicted model, not a curated record. The coding region runs from base 111 to 2588 and encodes 825 amino acids. Lineage: Eukaryota; Viridiplantae; Streptophyta; Magnoliopsida; Fabales; Fabaceae.